AUGCGCUCCUUCAUGAAAUCCCAUAGAAAAUCCUUGUCAACAGGAAGCUCAGAUGUCCCAGAGGACGUCCCUGCCUCAUCAGCUUCAUCUUUAUCUUCGUCUACUACUGUCACAGGUCAGCAGAAACCCUUUUUAACAAGCCCAAACUCAUUGAACUCCGGCCCAUCUCCACAUACCCCAUCUCCUCCACCAAAUAACCAGCAUAAUCAUCACCAUCAUAAUGCUACCAUUAACAACCAUUCACAUACCAGUCGUUCAUCAAAAGACAAUCAAAAACGUUCCUUUUCUGCAAUCUCGUUGCGGUCUCUCACUCAAGAUCUCACGCAGUCCUCUCCAACAUCAUCUUCAUCUUCCUCAGGAAUUAGACAUUCUUCCUCCAGCUCUCAUCUAAAACCUACCGCAACAAUCGCUGCUCCAACUGUCCUUCGCCAGUCCACCGCAUCUUCUCAUAGAUCUUCCUUAAACUUUUACUCCUCAUCAACUUUAAACCCCCCAGCAGUAUCUUCUACUUCAGGCUCUCUGAAAAAACUAAACCCAAUCUCUUACAUUCGUCGUAGAAGAGCCUCCACAGAUGACUCGCUAGACCAACUCUAUGCUCAGGCUCCUUCUCCUGAAGCUUAUCGUGGUGCUGGUUCUAUCUUUGGAACCCGUAUCCACGAUUGGGGCUCCGAUGCUCCUUCACAAACACCGGUAUUUCAUCCCACUCUCGUCUUCUCGGCACCAUCCCCAAGUGCUGGCACUUGGACUGCUGGAGGACCCAAUGGUCCCAUAUCUCCUAAGGAAGGUUCCUUCCCCUCUUCUUCCAAUACUGCUACUUCUAUUAAUUCUUCCCCUUCUCAAUCUUCCUUAGCUCUUGCUAAUACUGCUGUUGUUACCUCCAAUGGUACUGCCGCCACAGGUAUGACAGCCACAAAUAGUGGUACAUCCCAAAGCCUUAAUUCAAACAAUGUCAUACCUGCAACCCCUGCUACUCAGUACACCUUUCCUACUACCACUGAUGCAAUCAAAAUGUCUUUUUCCCUGUCAGUCUACUCAUCGGCCUCAACGGCCUCAUCGACUGCUUCCUCGGACUUUUCAAACACUCCCUUCUCUCCUUUAUCUCCAGUUAGCUCACCCACAUCUUCUAAUACAUUAUCGCCCCAACAAUCCUCGCUAGUAGGUGUCACCUCUGAUUUGGCUCUGGUUCAAGAAGUCGACGAAGAAGAAGAGGAAGAGGAGAGUAAAAAGGAAAAUAAAAUAGAAAAGGUACAAGAAGUUGACGAUAUCAGCACCCAAGAAAGCCCUGUGGAUAAUAUCGAGACCUCCGAACCUGUAUCUCUAGUUAGUAGCUCUCAGGUGUCCCUAGAACAUUUUCCUGCAUCUUCAAAUCAGCAACAUCUUUCUCUGCCAUUACAUGAGCUUUCUUCUGCGGGAGGCUCAUCCACCACUCUACCAGACUACGACAUUAAAAACGGAUCAUCUUUGGACCUUACAACACUCAAAAAGGAGCUGUCCACAAUUAUCCGCAAGUCCAAGAUUUACGAACAAAAAGUGGCCCAGGAAACAGUCUCACCUCUGCCGAUGGCCAUUCCGGGCUCUAGUGUAGACAACAACGUUGCUGCAUAUUGUCCCGCUGCAUCCACUGCUGCUGCCGAUUCUGCACUGCCAAAUGAGCUUCAGUCAUGUGAUAUGAUCCACUUAGACUCGGUUGAGCCUUCCUCGCUAACUUCAGUGGCCACGCCAGUCCUUGGACAUGAUACAAGCGAUAUCAUUUCCACCCCGGCUCUCUGCAUCUCCAAAACUGCUUCUCCAGCGACAAGCAUCGCAGGAAGUGUUCCUGGAAGUACUGUUAAUGAAUCCUUUGCUGCAUCAAUCAGCGGAUCUCUCAAUGGCUCAGCCAGUAGUGGUUCCGUUGCACCUUCCGUUAAUGGUUCUGACGAUGGCUCCGACCAGCGUUCUAUCUUUUCCUUUGAAGAAGAUUUCCAAAUGGGCCGCAACUCAUCUAUUAACUAUCACAAACCAGUCAAUGUUCUUGAAAGACACUCUGCAGAUAGCCCUAUAACACUGCAUCUUAACACUUCAACUUCCAUCCCAGAUACACCCACAUUAUCCUCUUCCAUUGGCACAGGAAGAUGUCUUGACAGUGCAACAGACACUCCGACCCUUCAGCAGCAAGGAUUGGGUGUGGCGUAUCUUGAUUUGGAUGAAGAUGACGGAAUUGACAUUGAUGAGUAUCUUGAUGACGAGUAUAAUGAUGAAGGCGAAGGUAUUGUGGAAGACGACGCCCAUCUUUUUGGCCACUCUGAUCUUGACAACUACGAAUAUUCCGUUAUUAACCAGCCUGGUUAUGUAAAUCUUCAAUUGCAAAUGACCCCAAAAGAUAACGAAUACGAAGAAGAGUUUGCUGAUAAUGAUGAUGAUAAUGACGGUAACGAUGAUUACGAUGAAGAAGAAGACUUUGGCACCGAGGGAGGCAAUGAUGACGACCUGACUGCUCAACUCAAUGAGUCUAUUGCAGACAGCAGAGCACAUACUGGUGGGCCUGUUAUACACCUUCUUCCCAGUACCCCAGAAAAGCCUCGGAACCCCGAUUCAGGAAAACUGCUCCCCCAGCUUCUUCCUAAGCUUCUUCCUAAGCUUCAAACUCCGCUAUCCUCAUCAUCACCCUCUUCUUCUUUCCCGCGCCCUGGUUCACCACCAAUGCCCAUGUCGCAGCAACUGUUGCAGCAGCAGCAAUAUCAUGCCCACAUGCUUCAUCAAACACAUAACCAGCAAUACAAUCAGGAUCAGCAGCAGCAGCAACAGCAACAGCUUCUACGUCCAAUUGACACAAACGUAAGCUCUCAAUCUUCUGGAUCUCAGCUUGCUUCCCCCAUCUCGGCAAAGGGACUUGGUGCUAUGCGAUACCUUAACCACAGCCCUCUCUCUCCUUACAUGAACACUAUGCUCACGUCGCCUGAGCGCAACUUGGCCUUAUCACCAGGGUCUUCAUCAAACCCAUACUUCUCGUCCUCUUCAAGUAGUCUCUACUUGUCACCGUCACGCUCCUCUAGCUUCAAGUCUGCCACCUCUCCAGGCUUGUCAUCUCCAUCAACGCCAUACCACUACAACCCAUUGCACCACAACCACCAUCAAACUCAAUACUUUAAUGGCUCUCAUAACAUUUAUUCAAACCAUGUACAUAGCUCGUCUACCGUCAGUUUUGACAGUACAGCCUCGUCCAAGUACUACUCGGCUAGCGAGGGCGAAGAUGACGAUAUUUAUUAUGCAUCUAGCAGCUUUGGUGGUAGUCGCUCAAGCAGCAUCUACAACAGUAGUGACAAAGAUGCUGAUGAUGCACCGGCAGACGACAUGGACUAUGAUAGUCUGCUGGAUGAAGUCAAUGCGGUUCCCGAGGAUUACGGUGAUAGCGACGACGAAAAUGAAAUUUUCAACAAGCCCAUGUCUAUUCUAACUUCGCGCUUUGCUGGACCUACUCUUGACGCAGUGCCGGCUUCUCCACCAUCUGAGUCUUCACCACUUGCGCAGUCGCUUUGCGAGGCCGCACCAGUUUAUGCGCAUUCGUCCCCUAAUAAGUCUUUGCGCUCUUCGCCAUCAAAGCGUCAUUAUUACCACCAUCAACAAUCGCAUUACCAUGCACACUACCAAUCACCUUUCCAUCACCAUCACUCGUACCCUCACACAGAAAGAUACGACGGAACUUCUUCAGCUGCAACAACAACAUCGCGUAGAGCCCGCACCAAUACUAUUUCGUCUAGUCAUGCGCCCACAUCGCUUACCCGGCAAUCCUCAUAUCGCGGGUUGCGCAAAACAAAGUCACUCUCGUUUGAUCGUGACGGCAGUAACUCUGGCGACCAUGGUUCAGACUCCAAUUCUCGGCCUACAUCGCUGAGCCGUCAAACUAGUGUGAUUAAGAACAAAACAACUACAACAACGCUGUUUUCGCCAAUGCCGAGAGCAGAGGUGGAACGCUAUUACCGUGCAGUGGCAGCAGUUGCAGUUGACACUAACGACGAGCCUGCAGUAGCAUCAACAAAGACCGAUACAGAAUCCUCUGAAGCAUUCCCACUCUCGAAAAAGUCGUCGACAGGGUCUGCAUCGUCUACGGACUCGAGAACUUCUGCCGCUUCUGCAUCCUCGGCAGAGUCCUCGCUAUCUUCUAAUGCAUCCUCCGGGGCAUCAUCAGGACUUACGUCUCCUGAACCCACGACUCGUGUAUGCCUCAAGCCUUCACCGUCGUCUGCAUCUACAGUGUCUUCGGCUACCUACGUUACUGCAAAUGACGAUGAUGACAACGAAGAAACCAGUGAUUCAGAUGCAAAGACUCAUGCCAUCACCGGAACUAAAAACAAACUUGCGCCUUUCGUUUGUGCUGCGUUUUCACUGCCCUCAACUACAGGCGUCUCUGCAGUUGGACCGGUCCCCACAGCCACCGGUGGGCAUGUCAUGACUGGAUCUCCAUCUUCAGAUGCAGAUAGUACGUUUUGUCAAGAGGACGAGGACGAGUAUGAAGAUGAAGAUGAAGAUGACUAUGGUACAGCGGAACUUCGGUAUGGUGCUUCGUAUCUCAAAGACUUGCCCAUGCCCCAGCAAUCGGCAUCCUCGUCAAGUGGGGACAGUGGAACACGAAUGCGUGUGGCCCUUACUCCGAUUUCAGAGAGAUCGUGCGAUAGCGAGUAUCCUGGACAAAUGAGCCCGGUCGCGAGCCACAAUGGAAUUUACGAAACAGUUUGA
Messenger RNA from Magnusiomyces paraingens, 4713 nucleotides. RefSeq lists its product as uncharacterized. NCBI's taxonomy places the organism in Eukaryota, Fungi, Ascomycota, Dipodascomycetes, Dipodascales, Dipodascaceae. The record is from RefSeq and is a predicted model, not a curated record. Bases 1 to 4713 code for a protein of 1570 amino acids. The transcript has a single exon.